Molecule: messenger RNA, 1190 nt
Organism: Nilaparvata lugens (brown planthopper)
Lineage: Eukaryota; Metazoa; Arthropoda; Insecta; Hemiptera; Delphacidae
Product: ribonuclease H2 subunit A
Exons: 6
Coding region: 132-1094 (320 amino acids)
Biological process (GO): mismatch repair; DNA replication, removal of RNA primer
Cellular component (GO): ribonuclease H2 complex
Molecular function (GO): RNA binding; RNA-DNA hybrid ribonuclease activity
Source: RefSeq, a predicted model, not a curated record
CUGUAGAGUAUCGAUCUAUCAUAGGUCAAGAAUCAAAUAUAUCGACACUUGAAUAUCGGUAUUACCAAUUUGGCGGGAUUUUGUAGCUGCUCCUGCUCUGCGUUUAAAUCAAAUACUUUAGGUUACACAUUAUGGAAGAUUGCAAGUCAAGUGGUUUAAUUAAUUCAUCCUCAGAUUUCAAAGAACUUUUUCAGAUAAGAGAUAACUCAGAAAACUUGAUUCUAUCGUCAAAUGUUCCAGAACUAUGUAAAACGGAAAAAUGCAUGCUCGGUGUUGAUGAAGCUGGUCGAGGACCAGUUUUAGGUCCAAUGGUAUAUGGAAUUUGUUAUUGUCCAUUGGAUAAGGAAGCAGAUGUCAAAUCUCUGGGAAGUGCCGACUCAAAAAGCUUGACAGAACAAAAGAGGGAGACUAUAUUCGACUCAAUUUGUAAAGAGACAUCUUACGUAGGAUGGGCUGUAGAAGUCAUAUCACCAAAUACCAUCUGCAACAGUAUGCUUCAAAGGCAGAAGAAAUCUUUGAACCAAGUUUCUCAUGAUUCUGCUAUCGGUUUGAUACAGAGAACUCUGGAUGCUGGAGCAAACAUUACUGAAGUAUAUCUGGAUACAGUAGGUCCUCCAGAAAAAUACCAGGAGAAAUUGUCGUUGAUAUUUCCUCAACUAAAAGUUACCGUUGCAAAGAAAGCUGACGCAACUUACCCAGUGGUUGGUGCCGCCAGUAUUUGCGCCAAAGUCGCUCGAGAUUGUUCUCUGAGUGUUUGGAAGUUUCGUGAGGGAAUCGACUUGCCUGAAGGCACUAAUUGGGGGAGUGGAUAUCCUAAUGAUCCAGAAACCAAGAAAUUCCUCAUAAAUAAUAUAGAUCCCGUAUUUGGUUAUCCUCAGCUAGUCAGAUUUAGUUGGUCAACUGCUGAAAAAAUAUUGAAAGAAAAGGCUGUUGAAAUGGAAUGGGAAUCUGAUGAAGAAAACGACCCUUCUUUAAAAAACAACACUUCUAUCAGAUCCUUCUUUGGCCAGAAAACGUCUUCUUCAGCACCUGCCAGAAAAAGGCACUCGUUCUUCAGCGACAGAAAUUUGGUGUCAACGUCAUGUUUGGACUGAACAACAAGUACCUAUAUAAGUAUUGCUUUUUAAUUCAGUUCAAUCUAUUUUUGUACUUUAAACUUUUGACAAUAAAUCAUUAUUUUAUUUAAUAAU